This is a messenger RNA of Schistocerca gregaria, 849 nucleotides long. Its product is annotated as dynein axonemal heavy chain 12-like. Gene Ontology annotation, molecular function: minus-end-directed microtubule motor activity; dynein intermediate chain binding; dynein light intermediate chain binding. Bases 1 to 849 code for a protein of 282 amino acids. The transcript is spliced from 5 exons. NCBI's taxonomy places the organism in Eukaryota, Metazoa, Arthropoda, Insecta, Orthoptera, Acrididae. Gene Ontology annotation, biological process: microtubule-based movement. Gene Ontology annotation, cellular component: dynein complex. The record is from RefSeq and is a predicted model, not a curated record.
AUGUUAAGUUUGCCACAAGAUACAGAGGCUGGAAUAUAUGGUAUGCAUCCUAAUGUUGAUGUAAUUCAGAAAAUAAAUAAUACAAGUUUGUUCAUUGAUGCCUUGUACCUCGUUCACGGGCCAGCUGUACCAACUAAAAUAUCAGACAUUGAAGAUGUUCUUAUCGACACAUGUACUAUUUUGCUAGAACAGCUUCCAGAGAAAGAGUUUGAUGAAAAAGCUGCAAGAAAAAAGUAUCCACUCUCACAGAAGGAAAGCUUGAAUAAUGUUCUCGUACUGGAAAUUGAUAAAUAUAACAAACUUCUCAAGACAAUUAGAAUUACGCUAGAAACAAUAAUCAGAACAAUGAAAGGCCAAGAAAUUAUUAUCUCCCCUGAAAUAGAAGACUCAGUAUCUUCCAUACUGAAAAACAAGAUACCUGCCUCUUGGUGGAAGGUAUCAUAUCCAAGUACCAAAAUGUUGGGGGCUUAUAUUGCUGAUUUCUCCAAAAGAUUUCAAUAUAUAAUGAAAUGGUACAAUGAUGGGCCACCAAAAGUUUUCUGGAUGUCAGCACUGUUUUCUACACAUCGCUUUCUCACUACGCUGACAUGGAAUUAUUCAUGUAAAAAUGACAUUCCAUUCAAUAAGUUGUCAAUUGAUUGUUCACUUACACCACAGUCAGAUGUAGAUGAAUCUCAUUCUGAUGGCGUCCGCAUAUCUGGCCUGUUUCUAGAAGGAGCAAAGUGGGACAGUACCACUAUUAUUAGCAUAUAUACAUAUUUGAUGUUUUGGAAGACUGCUAGCUUUGAUAGUGCAUCUCACCAUUUCAGAAACUCAGUUGCGUGUACAACCUACCUGAUCUUCAGUUAG